AUGCCGUGGGGAGAUACACGUGCGCGAUCCAUUGGAUGGAGCGAUUGCGGAGUUCUGAAACAAGCUUCCAUCAAGCAGAUUCCAAGACUCUUAGCAGCUGUAAUCGUGAACGUGCUCUUCCUACGCAACCAUUGGAACUUGGGUCAAUGUCACCAGGGCUGGUUUUACGAACGCCAUCUUGGCAUCGGGCGACCGUGGAUGGUCAGAGUGGCAGUUCUUGGCAAGCCAUCGCAGCCUUUGGAUCAUCUUGGCGUCGGGUGGCCAUUGGUGAACUGCACGCCUCCUGCUUGGCACGGCUGGUCCCCAUUGUCCACUCAGCAGCUCGCAAUCAAGCACGAUGUCGCGAUAUCUCUGCUGGUUCAGUAUAUCAGACACCAAAACCAUUGA
Messenger RNA from Penicillium subrubescens, 387 nucleotides. RefSeq lists its product as uncharacterized. Lineage: Eukaryota; Fungi; Ascomycota; Eurotiomycetes; Eurotiales; Aspergillaceae. The record is from RefSeq and is a predicted model, not a curated record. Bases 1 to 387 code for a protein of 128 amino acids. The transcript has 2 exons.